This is a messenger RNA of Rotaria sp. Silwood2, 201 nucleotides long. Lineage: Eukaryota; Metazoa; Rotifera; Eurotatoria; Philodinida; Philodinidae. The record is from the annotation of a GenBank genome assembly.
AUGACAUUACCUGAACAUUUUGAAGAUAAUAUAACAAUUUAUAUGACACAUUUUUUAAUACUUCUUUCUUAUGAUCAUCCAACACUUCAUUCAAAUAAUAAUGAUCCUGAAAUAUUAGAUCAAGUUAAAGCCAAAAUUUGUCGUGCUACUAUUCUUUAUGUAAAUAAUUAUACUGAUGAUUGUAAACCAUUUGCACUAUAA